Anolis sagrei ordinatus is the source of this 1236-nucleotide messenger RNA. The record is from RefSeq and is a predicted model, not a curated record. NCBI's taxonomy places the organism in Eukaryota, Metazoa, Chordata, Lepidosauria, Squamata, Anolidae.
AUGGAAAUGUUGAAGAACUGGCUGGGUCAUCCAAAGGAGCUAUACAACUUGGUGUGGUUCAGGAUGGGUGGUUACAAGACCAUGAUUUAUGAAAUGGAUCAGGAUUCACUCAGCAAAAGCCUCCAGCUCUGCUACCAGUACCUUGAGGAGACAGGCCCAACCUAUGCCUUCCUUGUCCAGCUGCUCAGUGGGGAGCUGCGCCAUGCAGUUUGCAUCUUCUACUUGGUUCUCCGAGCCAUGGACACAGUGGAGGAUGACAUGACAAUCAGCUUGGAAACCAAGAUCCCCAUCUUACACAAUUUCCAUUCCUAUCUAUAUCAGCCUGACUGGCAAUUCAUGGGCAGCAAUGACAAGGACAAGCAAGUGCUGGAAGAAUUCCCAACGAUCUCUCUGGAGUUCCACAAGCUGGCAAAGGCCUAUCAGGAUGUGAUUGCUGACACAUGCCUCAAGAUGGGCCUGGGGAUGGCUGAGUUCUUGGAGAAGAAGGUGGAAUCUAAUGAAGACUGGGAUGAGUACUGUUAUUGCGCCGCUGGACAUUUGGGGAUCGGCCUCUCGCAGCUCUUCUCUGCAUCCAAGCUGGAGGACCCUGUUGUUGGCCAGGACACGCAGCUUGCAAGCUCCAUGGGGCUUUUCCUGCAGAAAGUCAACAUCAUCCGGGAUUACCAUGAAGACCAACUUGAAGGCAGAGACUUUUGGCCAAAAGAGGUGUGGAGUAAAUAUGUACAGAAGAUGUCAGAUCUGGCCAAGCCUGAGAACAUUGACAAAGGUGUCCAGUGUAUGAAUGAGCUCAUCACCAAUGCUCUGCAUCACAUCCCCAACAACUUGAUAUACUUAUCUCGACUGAAAAACCCGGGUGUGUUCAGCUUCUGUGCUAUCCCCCAGGUAAGGGCCAUUGCCAUCUUGGCAGCGUGCUACAACAAUCCGCAGGUCUUCCAGAGAGUGUUGAAGAUCCGGAAGGGGGAAACUGUCACGCUUAUGAUGGAUGCUACCAACAUCCAGACUGUCAAAGCCAUUGUGUACCAGUACAUGGAAAAAAUCUACAAGAAGAUCCCCAGCAUGGAUCCAUCCUCCUGCAAAACCCAAAAAAUUAUCACUUCCAUUUGCUUCUUGUGCUCACCCGAGAAAGCCCUUGUGCCACAAACCCAUUACUUCUCCAUCUACAUGUCCUGCCUGGUGGUUUUAGGAGCUCUGGCCUGGCAGUAUCUCAGCAUGGUGUCCAAGGGGACUUACACAUAG